CGGAAUGAUCCAGCGCAAAAAUGCCCCAUAAAUGGGGUCACGUCUCAUGAGCCGAUCACAGGAGAGCUGGACUAAAGAGAGGUUGACAGAAGUUGGAAAACCUGAGGGUAGAAGAGGAGUGAGUUCAUUCAAGCCACGAUGAGAAUGCUGCAUGCUCCAACGUUGUUGCUGCCAGUUCUGCUGCUGUGGGCUGUGUGUAGCGUGUCUGAAGCUCAGGCGGAGGUAAGGACCGUCAAGCUGUGUGGCCGAGAGUUCAUCCGGGCGGUCGUCUACACCUGUGGGGGUUCUAGGUGGAGGAGGUUGAGCAGUCCGCAGGAUAUGGAAGAAGAGUCAAGGCUUUUUAAUGGAGAUCCGAGCAGUACUGAAGCUCUUAGUGAGGCUGUGGGAUCUGACCUGACCAGACGAGACCUAAAUAAUGUAAUGACAAACAUCUGCUGUCAGGUUGGCUGUAAGAAGAGUGACCUUGCGUUUCUCUGCUGAGGGCUGCCUUUCCUUAUGUGUCUUUGUUUUCUUUCUCAUUCAGUUCUGUAUUCAUAAAAGCUGAUUAUGAAGGCUUCUCUAUAAAGUGUACAGUGUUUUAAUUCAUGUGA
Triplophysa rosa is the source of this 590-nucleotide messenger RNA. It is a transcript of the gene insl5a, whose product is annotated as insulin-like 5a. Gene Ontology annotation, molecular function: hormone activity. NCBI's taxonomy places the organism in Eukaryota, Metazoa, Chordata, Actinopteri, Cypriniformes, Nemacheilidae. The record is from RefSeq and is a predicted model, not a curated record. The coding region runs from base 139 to 480 and encodes 113 amino acids. Gene Ontology annotation, cellular component: extracellular region. The transcript has 2 exons.